Molecule: messenger RNA, 1369 nt
Organism: Leguminivora glycinivorella
Lineage: Eukaryota; Metazoa; Arthropoda; Insecta; Lepidoptera; Tortricidae
Product: vegetative cell wall protein gp1-like
Exons: 6
Coding region: 1-1275 (424 amino acids)
Source: RefSeq, a predicted model, not a curated record
AUGGCGUCUAUAAAAAUAUUGUGCAUAGUGUUUGUUCUGGCAUUGGUUGGAGGAAUACGCGCAAAUAUUGACUCAGACGUAGCGGCAAAGAAGCUGUUAGCAACUCACGAAAUAUUGCCGCCUUCACUUCUAUUCCUGCUUCAUUCACAACCGAUUGGUCGCUCGCGGCUACCAACGCCAAGCCUUCCGGUACCACCAACACCACCAGUUGCUCCAAGUCUACCUGUACCACCAACGGCACCAGUGGCACCAAGUGCUCCUUUAUCACCAUCACCACCAGUGGCACCAAGCUUACCAGUACCUCCAACGCCGCCCCUUGCCCCAAGUUUGCCAGUACCGCCAACACCACCCGUUGCCCCAAUAGCCCCAGUGCCGCCAACCCCACCGAUCGCUCCCGUUCCACCAACACUACCAACUGCAUCAAGUUCAGCGAAUCAAUUGCCGCUUUCUCUUUUAUACUUACUAAGUCAACCAAUCAGACACCCAGAUUCUCAACCAGUUAGUGCAGGAAACCAAGGAAAUUCAAAACUUCCAUGUAGUGAUUUAUAUCCCUCCUCCGGAUCAGCUUCAAUAACUCCACCAGCAUCUACACAGGAAAAGCCACACAAACCGUUAUAUCCCGGGCAACUUUCGUACGAUGAUCCUUCAAACGGUAAUCGAAAAAUUUUGAAUAUUGUACAUGUCCCAUUAAGACCAACAGUCCCAAGUUCUCUGCCAGUGCCUACAAGCAUAAGUGGAAGUAAACCUGACAAUACUCCUGUAGGCCCAGCGCCAUUGCCAUCUGAAGUUUCAACUACUUCAAAACAAGAAGAUUUAUCACCAGUUCCGAAUAACCUGAUAGGAGCAUCGUCAAUACCUGCUAAACCAGAUUCAUCCAACAAUGAUAAUACCAUUACAUUCAAUCCUAAAGACUUACCAUAUGAACCAGUCGGUAAUAUAGAAGCAUCGCCAAUCCCAGUGAGGCCAAAUGAUAAAACUACUGAACAGACUAAAAACAGUGAAUCUAAGAAUGCUAUCAAAACAGAAGACCUGUCACCAACACCAAGUGAAACGAAAAAUGAAUCUCAAAUACCAACUAAACCAAAUGAUAAAAAAGAAAAUUCACCAGAUAAUAAAAUAAAUUCCACCGAUUCUCAAGAUAAUAACAGCAACAACAAGCCUAGUCAAGAAGAAACAAACUCUGGUGUAUCAGGUGAAAAUAUCUCGCAAAAUGCAAACACUGAUAACUCAGCGAAAGAAAAUCCACAAAACCACAAAAUCCAUUUGCUGAUUUAAUUUUGAACGGUGAUUCAUCGCAGCCAAAGUCAACGGAUGAACAAACAGGUACCUCGUCUAAUGACGAAAAACCAAAGGAAGUCAAAGAAAAUCC